GUGAUCCCAGAGGCAACUCUAAAAAAUAAGAAGACGACCUUGCCAGGGCCAUGGAGAGCUUCUCGGAAACGCAGUGGCUCUGCUCCAGGCCAACAAGCAGCCGAGAGAUUGUUCAUGGUUCAUGGCCAGGCUGCCCAUAGACCCGAUUACACCAGGGUCUCUGAGUGUGUUGCACUGAAGCUUUUCAAGGAGUUCAAGGAAGGCAGAAAUAGACCAAAAGACCCUAAGGGGAGGACAUUUCCAAUUCCUCAGGCUAUUAUCAUGACGUAUGGUCAUAUUAAACAAUUAAUUGAGGAUUGCCAACAAAUCCUGCAAAGCACCAACCUGGUACUGGUGACCAUAAAUAAUACAACAGUCUCUUCUUGGCUGCAGGAUCGGCAGAAGAGGGCCGACCGCGAUUCUCUGCUUCAAGGGGUGGAGCUUCCUCAGCAGGUCCACGUGGCCGAGGAAUCCCUCCUGGAGGCCCUGGACCUACCAUCUGAGCCUGUUCCACAUGGGCAUGCAGAUCUGGAGUUCGAGGAACCUGACAACCGUGAGGGUGAGGCGGUGAUUCGGCGACGCCGACGCAAAACUCAGGUUUCCAGCGAAGACGCUGGAGGAGAUGAUGCUUGGACUGUUCCUUUCCCCUCUUCAUCUGACCUAGCCUAUUCUGCCUCCAACACCGGAGUCUCAGUAUCAGGCCUGGGCCUCUUACCAACGGCCUCCAGCCUCUCACUCUCAGGGCUGGUCGGGGCCCUCAUAUCAGACGCCGCCACCACCACCAGCAGCCCACUUUCAGAGCUGGUCCUCAAACCUGCCGCCUCCAGCAGCUCACUCUCAGGGCUCUUACCAGCUGCCACCAGUGCCAGAUUCUCCACCUCAAGACGGACCUUCUAA
Messenger RNA from Gadus morhua (Atlantic cod), 876 nucleotides. RefSeq lists its product as uncharacterized. Bases 115 to 876 code for a protein of 253 amino acids. Lineage: Eukaryota; Metazoa; Chordata; Actinopteri; Gadiformes; Gadidae. The transcript is spliced from 4 exons. The record is from RefSeq and is a predicted model, not a curated record.